Molecule: messenger RNA, 324 nt
Organism: Anisakis simplex (herring worm)
Lineage: Eukaryota; Metazoa; Nematoda; Chromadorea; Rhabditida; Anisakidae
Source: the annotation of a GenBank genome assembly
GCAAUUCGGAGUGCUUUUGCAAGGUACGAUUUUUUGAAGCAGUGGUCAUCACCAUCAUCACGGAUCAUAGGCAAUCUUUUCACUCCAACGAUAACUACUGCUGCAUCUUCGUCGUCCUCCUAUGGUCUCGGCAAUGCGGAACUCACCAAUGAGUCGUUAGCCGUUGAAGCGAUGCGAUCCCUUUGGAAUAUGGUGAGUGAUUUGGCUCAAAUGCACAUUUGUCAUCACUUGAUAAUUUCUGACUGCGCUGAUAAACACUCCGAUCUGAAAGUGGCGCAUUCUGGUGUUUGCGUGAAAACUGAAGAGGCAAUCCGUCCGACGUGA